UUAAGAAAAAAUGGAUGUAGAAAAACUUACUUCAAGUGAGCUAUGCAUUGAGAUAUAUUCCAGUGAAUCAGAUACAGAUAUAAAUAAUGAUGAUUCUGGUAGUAAUUCUGAUUUUUGUGAUAAAGUUUCUAUAAUUGAUAUAGAAGUUUUGGAGGAAAAUAACAAUGACCCCAAUAAUAAUUCAGAUUCUAUUCAAAGUUUUCAAAAACAGGAGAAGUUAAUUUUAUCAUCAUCAGACAAUAUGUGUAAAGCAGAACCUGUAAAAUCCUUAAAUAGCCAAAUAUUAGAUUGUAGUAAUAAUUUAAACCAUACUAAUAAUGCUGAGUUAGAUGUUCUGAAUGCAAAAUUGAAGGAAGAAGCUCAUCAGAUAUGUACAAUUUUACCUACAUUUAAGUAUGAAUCUGUGUAUGCAAAGUUGUACGAAAAUCGUUAUGCAGAAAAUCGUGUAGAGCUUAGUCUCUGGGAUUUAUUACCACAGAAAAGGCCAAUGGUAAAGUUUCCUUUCAAAAGAAAAUUGACAGAUGAUACUUCUCAAUGUGAGGAGAUAUUUCAAAAUGAUUUGCCUAGGCAACGAAAGAAUGUUAAGCAAAAUAAAAAGGAAAUUAACUGCACUAAACAAUCAAAUGAAAAAAGGAAUUCAUGUGAUGAAGAUGUUAUAAUACUAGAUGACAAUUUAGCAAAUGAUUCAUUAAUUGUACAAGAUACAUCAAAUGUUAUAAAUACUGAAGGUAAAGAGACUAUAUCACAAACACAGUAUAAAAAUAAUAGACUGUUAAAAAACACAAUACAAUGUAAUAAAGUUGCUCAAAAUAGUCAAAAUAGAAUAUUACGUCCAGCGAAAUUAAUAGUUAAUGAUAACCCAUCAUGUGUAGAAAAUGUGUUUAUGCCAAACUCAACAAAUAACUAUAGAGAACAAAUGUUACAUAAUUAUCUGCAAUAUUUGGAUUUCAUGAAAAGCAUUAAGAAACAGAAAUUAUCUGGAACAGUUGAACAUUUAGAUUUUUAUGCACGAACUGAAAUAAGAAAUAUGUUUCUAAAUCCACCAUGCAAAAAUUUUAAUAAAAAAAGUUUACCAUAUGCAAAUACAAAAAAAAUUUUAAAAAUGUCAAAUGUUGAAGUUAAUUGCAAUAGCAAAAUAAUAAAUAAUUUAAAUGAUGAAAAAACUGGCGCAAUAAGUUAUGCUGAUUCAUUAUUUAAUAAAUUGGAUACUAAAACUACAAUAAAUUCGCAAAUUCCUUCGCAAAAUACACCAUCUUAUACACCACAAUGCUCUAGUGUCACAUUACCUGGUACUACACCAGAAGAUUUACCAAUUCCAGCAACAAAAUCACAAAAUGUAUAUCAAAAUGCAUCAACUAGUGCAAUAUUAGGGUGUUCUAAUAUUGUAUUACCUUGCCCUGUUGAAAUAACACCAGAAACAUCAAUACCAAGGCUAACAACAACAAAUGCAACUGUUUCUUCAAAUGCUUCAUCUACUCAAACUAGAGUAGAUUCUAAUAAUUCUUCCUCUGGUAAUGAUGAUACUGCAAUAAUAAUAGAUUUUAAUAAACCAUCAAUUUCAACUGCAACAUAUCAGGCACAUGAUACAAAUCAGGUGGUUGCUGGUACUAGAAAGAAAGAAAUUAAUUGGAAUAGAAAGAAAGGAAUUUUGGCCCUAAAAUGUCAACAAAUAUAUGAAGAAUUAACACUCAUAUUUCCUGAUGUAGACAAGACUUACAUUAGACAAAUGUGUGAACAAUAUUUAGACAGGGAUAAUGUUCCUUCAACUGAACAGUUAGAUGAGUUAGUUGAACUUAUACUACAAGAUAAAGAAUUACAUUUAGUUAAAACAGAUACUAAACGCACAUGUAAAAAAAAAGAUUUUGAACAAGAUGAGAAAUAUGCAUAUUUGUCAGGCAUCUUUCCUAAUGCAGAUCCUGUAUAUUUAAACAAAUUCUUAGCGCGAACACGUAAUAAUCCCGAUGCAAUAAUAGAGUUUGUACAAACUCAGUGCAAACAUCCUACUUAUCCAACAAAGGAGGAAAAAUUACAAAGGACAAAAAUUACACAACAACAAAUGCAAUACACUACUAAAUUCAAUGUAAAGCAGUUUUUAGAAAUAUUUCCAGAUCCAUUUACACAGUUUGAAAAUCCAAAUAGAAAGAGUACAUAUAAUUCUGAUGCAUUUGAGUUUCUUAAAUUUUAUUUUAGUCAAAUUGAGGUUGCAAUUUUAAAAAAUGUAUAUGAGUCAAAAAUGUAUCACUUAACUGCAACUGCGGAAGAAUUAGAAAAUAUGAGACCUCAGGAAAAUUCAGAUAAAAAUAUGGGUUUGUGGGGAAAAACACAAUCAAUGAAUAUUCCUUUAUUGCAAGAAUGUGCAUUUAUAACACAUAAAAAGCAAAUUAAGGAGUAUCUGGAUAAAUUAAAAGACGAGGAAGCUAAAGAAUUUGAAAAAUUGAAGAAAGGAAACGAACUUUUAGAAUGUCAGUGCUGUUAUAAUGAUGAGUGUGUACCAUCUAAAUGCUCAACAUGCGCUGAUGGCCAUAUAUUUUGUAAUUCAUGUAUUUUAAAAGGAACUGAAUCAAUGUUAGCACAAGGGGAAACACGCAUUUUGUGUUUUACAAAUUGUGAUGAAGAAUUUAGUCUUCCUACUCUUCAGAAGAUAUUAUCACCAACACAGUUUAGUAGUCUUAUAAGUAAGAAGCAAGAAGCAGAAGUAAUGGCUGCUGGAUUAGAAGGUUUAGUUUCCUGUCCAUUUUGUCAUUUUGCAUCUAUACCUCCACCAGAAGACAAAGUCUUUAAAUGUCUUAAUCCCGAGUGUAUGAAGGAAUCGUGUCGAUUCUGUAGAAAGUUAAAUCAUAUACCGCUUAAGUGCUAUGAAGAAGAAUCCGAUAAAGCGCGCUUAUUUGUGGAAGAGAAAAUGACCGAAGCACUUGUGCGUAAAUGUUACAAGUGUUCUCGUCCGUAUUUUAAAGAAGAUGGAUGCAAUAAAAUCACUUGUAGUUGUGGAGCUUUAAUGUGUUAUCUUUGUGACGAAGGAAUUAGAUCAUAUGAACAUUUUAACAAUAAAAAAUGUCCACUUUGGAGCACAACUCCGUUGGUAAAUGCUGCAACAGUUCGUGAAGUUGCUAAAAAAGCCAUAGACCACAUAAAAAAGACAAACCCCAAUGCCACGGUAAACGAAGAUGGACUUAUAGCGUAUCUUCCAGGAACAUCCAAUACUUCUAAUUUAGCAAUCUCGGAACGAGUACGCAAAAUAACACAAUUUGAUAAAUAA
Messenger RNA from Habropoda laboriosa, 3256 nucleotides. RefSeq lists its product as uncharacterized. Bases 11 to 3256 code for a protein of 1081 amino acids. The record is from RefSeq and is a predicted model, not a curated record. Lineage: Eukaryota; Metazoa; Arthropoda; Insecta; Hymenoptera; Apidae. The transcript has 7 exons.